Molecule: messenger RNA, 2886 nt
Organism: Drosophila eugracilis
Lineage: Eukaryota; Metazoa; Arthropoda; Insecta; Diptera; Drosophilidae
Gene: GluRIIE
Product: glutamate receptor ionotropic, kainate 2
Biological process (GO): synaptic transmission, glutamatergic; modulation of chemical synaptic transmission; monoatomic ion transport
Cellular component (GO): plasma membrane; postsynaptic membrane
Molecular function (GO): transmitter-gated monoatomic ion channel activity involved in regulation of postsynaptic membrane potential; glutamate-gated receptor activity
Source: RefSeq, a predicted model, not a curated record
GGAAGUGGGUACCACCUUGACAUCGCUGAAGGAAGAGGUUAACUACGGGGAUGCGUAUCAAAGCUAUGGCAGAUUGUGCAGGAUGCUGGAGACUGGGAAUCGCCGGGGUCUUUGGACCCUCAUCUCGGCACACUGCCGUCCACCUGAUGUCCAUAUGCGAUGCCAUGGAUAUACCCCACAUCUACUCCUACAUGAGCGAGUACGCGGAAGGCUUUAAUCUGCAUCCUCACCCGGCGGAUUUGGCCAAAGCCCUGUAUAGCCUUAUCACGGAGUUUAACUGGUCACGCUUCAUUUUCCUCUACGAGUCGGCUGAUUACCUGAACAUUUUGAAUGAGCUAACCACCUUGUUCGGGAUGAAUGGACCCGUGGUCACGGUAUUGCGAUACGACAUGCAACUGAAUGGCAAUUACAAACAAGUCCUCCGGCGAGUGCGAAAAUCCGUGGAUAACCGAAUUGUGGUUGUAGGCUCCAGCGAAACGAUGCCAGAGUUCUUGAACCAAGCUCAACAAGUGGGCAUUAUCAACGAGGACUACAAAUACAUUAUUGGCAACCUGGACUUUCAUUCUUUUGAUUUAGAGGAGAACAAGUACAGUGAAGCCAAUAUAACUGGACUGCGAUUGUUUUCGCCUGAGAAGAUGGCCGUAAAAGAGUUGCUCAUGAAAUUAGGCUACCCCACCGACCAGGAUGAGUUUCGAAAUGGUUCCUGUCCUAUUACCGUGGAAAUGGCCCUGACAUACGAUGCUGUUCAGUUGUUCGCACAGACCCUCAAGAAUCUUCCAUUUAAGCCAGUCCCCCAGAAUUGCUCGCAGAGAACGGAAAGUGUCCGGGAUGAUGGUUCCUCUUUCAAAAAUUACAUGAGAACGCUCCGUCUUACAGAUCACCUGCUAACGGGACCAAUAUACUUUGAGGGAAACGUACGUAAGGGCUACCAUCUGGAUGUAAUCGAGCUGCAGCCCUCGGGGAUUGUGAAGGUUGGAACCUGGGACGAGCAGAGGGAGUACAGACCUCAGCGUCUGGCACCAACCACAGCCCAAUUCGAUAACGUCGACAAUUCACUGGCCAAUAAGACCUUCAUUAUCUUACUUUCGGUACCGAACAAACCUUAUGCCCAACUGGUGGAGACUUACAAGCAACUUGAGGGCAAUAGUCAAUAUGAGGGCUAUGGUGUGGAUCUGAUAAAAGAGCUGGCGGAUAAGCUGGGCUUUAAUUAUACAUUUGUAAACGGUGGUAAUGAAUAUGGAUCUUAUAACAAAACCUCCAAUAUAUCUACUGGCAUGUUGAGGGAAAUCAUGAUUGGGCGAGCAGACUUGGCCGUCACAGAUUUGACCAUUACCUCGGAACGCGAAGAAGCCGUAGACUUUACCAUUCCCUUUAUGAAUCUAGGCAUUGCCAUUCUCUAUUUGAAGCCACAAAAAGCCACCCCAGAGCUUUUUACCUUUAUGGAUCCGUUUUCCGAAGAGGUCUGGUGGUUUCUGGGCUUUUCUUUUAUGGGUGUCUCACUGAGUUUCUUCAUAUUGGGUCGUCUCUCGCCAAGCGAAUGGGAUAACCCGUAUCCAUGUAUCGAAGAGCCAGAGGAGCUAGAAAAUCAAUUUACCAUAGGCAACUCCAUUUGGUUUACCACUGGUGCUCUGCUUCAGCAGGGUUCCGAAAUCGGGCCCAAAGCCUUAUCGACUCGAACUGUGGCCACGUUUUGGUGGUUUUUUACCCUCAUUGUGGUCUCCUCUUACACCGCCAACUUGGCCGCCUUCUUGACCAUCGAAAAGCCACAGAGUUUGAUCAACAGCGUUGACGAUUUGGCCGAUAACAAAGAUGGUGUGGUUUACGGUGCAAAGAAAUUUGGAUCUACCAGGAACUUUUUUAUAACAUCUGAGGACGAAAGGUAUAAGAAGAUGAAUAAAUUCAUGACCGAUAACCCCCAACAUCUCACCUCUGACAAUAUGGAAGGAGUACAACGCGUAAAAACACACACUCAUUAUGCCUUCCUGAUGGAAUCCACAUCCAUUGAGUAUAAUACCAAGCGAGAAUGCAAUCUAAAAAAGAUUGGCGAUGCAUUGGACGAGAAGGGCUAUGGAAUAGCCAUGAGAAAGAAUUGGCCACAUCGAGAUAAGUUCAACAAUGCACUGCUGGAACUUCAGGAGCAGGGAGUGCUGGAGAAGAUGAAGAAUAAGUGGUGGAAUGAGGUGGGCACUGGAAUUUGUGCCACGAAAGAGGAUGCUCCAGAUGCCACGCCGUUGGACAUGAACAACUUGGAGGGUGUAUUCUUUGUACUCCUUGUCGGAAGUUGCUGCGCCCUGUUUUACGGGAUUAUAAGUUGGGUCUUGUUUGUGAUGAAGAAAGCUCAUCAUUAUCGAGUUCCACUGCGCGACGCUCUUAAGGAGGAGUUUCAAUUCGUUAUCGAUAUUAAUAACUAUGUGCGGGUGCUAAAAAACUCCGCUUCCAUUUACUCCCGCAGCCGUCAGUCCUCAAUGUCUGUAGCUUCUGUAGUCCAAGAAUCACAAUAAUCGCAAAAUUUUUUUAAUGGUGGUGAUGACCUUCUUUGGACAUGCUUCCAAAUAGCUAAGUAAUGUAUGCAAAGCAUUACUUUACAAACAAAAAUCCAUCACUAUCAAACGAAAAUUUAAAUUUUAUUUUGAUAGAACUUUAAAGUUUCUAGAUGUUAGACGGAAUGUUACUGCCAAAUCGUAAUAAAAAAUUCCUUAACAAAAAAUACACAUAAUUUAAAAGGCAUUGAAUUUCCCUAUUAUUUCAAUAAAUAGCUCCUUAAAAAUUGCGACUUUUAUCGAAUCAAUAUUACUUUUUAUUCAGCUCUACUGGAAAUGUCAAGAAUGCAGAAUACAAUAAAUAAUUAUAAAUAAAUAAAGAAGUGAAAAAAACAUUAAUUAACAA